Linum tenue is the source of this 2269-nucleotide messenger RNA. NCBI's taxonomy places the organism in Eukaryota, Viridiplantae, Streptophyta, Magnoliopsida, Malpighiales, Linaceae. The record is from the annotation of a GenBank genome assembly.
CCAAAACUGGCCGCCGCUCUCUCUUCUCUCUUUUGUCGAUCCUCUCUCCCUCUCUCGAUCCUUCUCCUUUUCUCUUCCAGAGAAAAACAAAAUCGAAACCCUAGCCGCCUAAAGAGGGGUGUUGGUCGUCUCCUUCUUCUCCCUCGUCUCUUCAAACUCGCGUGCCAAACAAAAAUCCCUAAUCAAAAUCGAAGCCCCUCUAACUUUGUCUACCGAGAAAACAACCAAAACUAGUCAAGGGCCCCUGCCCUCUUCCGAUAUGCUUCUCCUCUCUCGGUUGUCAUCACCGACGCUCUUUCCUCACGUCACCGAUCUACGAAUCCGGUCGCUAUGACCCUAAAUCGGAAGCUUCCUCUUAAGAUGAAGGUCUGCGGUUUGCUUCGGUUAAGGCAGGAAGGAAAGGGGCUGAACGGGAUCACCGGAAAUGGGGGUUUAUCUCGUCGACGACGCCGAUCGGCACCCAGACCAAAAAACCGACGAGAUCUGGUUUUGUGCGAGGUGGGGAAGCAUAAGGGGUCGCCGCGAUGGAGGGUGAUUUCGACAAGGAAAGAAAAGAAAGGAAGUCGCCUCCGACUAUGGAAGGUGUCUUCGCCGGCGAUGACUAAUUCUGGAUCCUAAGAUAGUCUAGAUCUGGGUGAGUUUAUCCUGAACCGAUAUUAGUGACUAGGGAUUUCGAACUAGAAGAAUUGGGAAAAUAAUAUUUUGUGAAUUUGAAAUUGGUUGGGUUUUAGUGAAUAUGGUUGGGUUUGUGAUACAAUCCAAAAAUGGCGGAAUCUAGGGUUAAUUGCGCCACUUAAGUUUAUUAUUUGUUGCACAUUAACCACCUAAGUGCAUUUUGUUUCAACUAAACCAUUUAUAUUAACUUCCGGUUGCAUAGUUACCAUUUCCGUCAUCCAAACUAACGGUAGGUGUCAAAAUGCAAUUUUUCAUGCCACGCAGACUGCCACAUCAACGACUGUAGGGUGAGUCACCUGCGGACCACCACAAUCUUUAUUACCCACAGAAUCCAAGAAAUUCAUACGCAGUGGUUAACUCCACAAAACAACACUUCUCUACACAACAACACCGGCAGCCGAACCGUUGACACCCUUCCCUUCACAGAACAUAAAAAUCACUUUUGUCAAAAAAAAAAGAACAUAAAAAUCACUAAGGGGAAUACUCGGCCAGACGAUCGCACGAAGAAUGAAGAAAGAUUGACAUAUGGUGCAAAAAAGCAUACGAUAAGUGAUCUAGUAGACCCCUGCUGCAGCAGUACUCUGUUUCUUCCUCUAAUUCAGUCCCAUGCAAGAGGAUUAAUCGUUCUUCCUCUAAUUCUUUACUUGUUAUUUCCAGUGAUUUGAAACAACUUAUGAAACUGGCUUGUUCAUGGGUUGAUGGAGCAAUAGGUGAGUGAAUUCUCCUUUCUUUGAGUGAUCCUCUAUUUCUCAUGUAUGUUAUUUUCCUUCCUUGACCAUCAGUUCUUCUUCUCGCUGUUUGAAGAUCAAUGAGUGGAAUAUGUAGGUUUUAUUACUUCAGGCACGUGUAUUGUUAUUGUUUGAGUUUAAAAAAUGACGCCAAGCAUUAGGGAAGAUUGGGGGAAACUGACCGAAUUCCAUAAUAUGGUGAGUUUUGCAAUUAAAAGUCUGCUGCAUUUUUCCUCUCCUGCUAUUGUUUGUCAAUAUGGAAGUAGCCGGACUCGGCCCAUAAAUCCUUCAAGCCAAACUUUCAACUCACUUUCUUUUUCAUCACAGCAAAGUAGCCAAGUUCAGGUAAUAUUCAGUUUAAUUUAGAUGAUUGAGGCAGUCAAUAUCUUUGGGUGAAGUUAUGAAAUAGGGUAUUGUUGAAAAUGAUGAUGUUAACAAGUGCAUUUUUCAUGCUUUUUCUGUUGCAGGGGCACCAAACCUUCUUUGCACAAGAAGAGAGGGCGCCAAACAUGCCUUCUGCAGCAUCCGGAUCAAAAAUCUUUUCUUAAGCACCAGUUCAUUUUGUUAGGCACUUGACAAGAACACUUUGUGUGCUUAAGCAACAGAAAAAGGACCAGCAUUUUUUUGAGAUUUUUAGCAGGCCAGAACACCGGUUUAACAAUUUGUUAAGGACCUGCAUUUUUUUUAGAAUGAUAGCAGGGUAGCUUUUAUAUAUGAACUUACCGGCGAAGUUGUGGCCGCCAAUGAGAUUGAAUGAGAGAUUAGACGUUUGAUGGAGCAGGGUAGCUUUUAUACAUGAACUUAUCAUGAAGCACCAGAAAAUGCUUUGUCGCCCUUUAAUAUAUGAACUGAUCAAGUUGCUUUUA